GAUCGACGCUCCGCUUUCAGUCUUUCCGAGUCUCGAUCGCGCGUGGGUCGCGCGCGCGUCGCUCAAUUUCCGCGCGUUACGCGUCCUCUAUCUCCGCACGCGUUUUCUUCGCGCGUUGUCCAUCCAGUAUCGGACGUUUAUAGUUUUUCAAAUUCCGCGAAAGUUUUACAUUAAUUUCAUUCCAAGUUUUUCAUAAGUUUACGAAGAGGAACGUCGAAAGAGUGCAGUUUUCUUUUUUUUUUCUCAAUUACGUGGUGCGCCAUGUGACUACGCGCAAAGUAUUACAUUUCCAUGGAAUAGAAAAAAGAGAAAAGAGAAGGAAAGAAGAGGUAGGAAAACUAAUCUUACUUCCCUUGGCAAAUCUUCAUUUUUAUCUAAUCCCUUUCCCCUAGCCCUUUCCUCUUCCUUUUAAAAGUUUAGCGUCGCUUCUUCGAACGAUCGCUUUGUGUUUAACGCGACGCGAGAGACCACGUGAUUUCGAACGUUCCUUCUAAUCUUUUCUUCUUCUCCUUCUUCUCCUUCUACUUCCUCCUUCUUCUCCUCCUUCUCCUUUUCUUCCUCCUCUUCCUUUCCUCCAUUAGAACGAUCUCAGCUCGAGGCGAUGCGCUUUGGAGCACGAGGUGGAUAGUACGAUACGGUGUGUCAGAUAAGCCCGAAGCGAGUUUUUUGACAGAAGAAACGGAGUAAGAAAGAGAUAGAUGGAUAGAUAGAGUGCCAAGUUUUAGACGAGUUUUCCUAAGAGUUUUUCAACGGUCGUGCUUCUUGGUGUCUCGCAGCUGGUGCGCGUGGAGCGUUGUUCCUUGUGAACAAGGAAGAAAGAAGAAAAGGGGAAGAGAGAGAGAGAAAGAGAGGGGGAGAGAGAAAACGAGAUAUAUAAAGAGAAAGAAAGAGAGAGAGAGAGAGAGAGGGGGGAAGAAAGAAAGAAAGAAAGAGAGAGAGAGAAGAAGAGGUCAAAGGAUACUAAUCUUUUCCUCCGGGAUUGCUUAUAUUCUUUCAAGGUACGAAUAAAAAUAUUCUGUAUCCCAUAUCGCGCCGGCACUAUUUCCCUCGUGCAAUCUCGUAUCGCAAGGAUGGGAGGAUGUAAGGGAAGGAAGGAUGGAUGGAUGGAUGGAUAGAUGGAUGGAUACAUACUUGCUCAGAUGGAUAGAUAUUUCAUGCCUUACGAAAGAAAAUCCUGUAACAACAUCUCAGCUUUUCAUAUGUAUCAACGUUAUAUACAACGCUGCACCCUUUAAAACCGUACGUUAUCGAUGUAACGUUUCGCUAUUAGUACAGGAGAGGAAAAAGUACUAUGAAAUAUUGACCUGCAGUUUCGGGAUGGAUAACAAGAGCUUCUAGCAGCCGCAGGACAGCCUCGGUAAACGUUGAUGGAUUUAAUCUCGACCACGAGCUAUUUCGAAACUAUGCCAGGAUAAAAAUUCAAGAAACUGAAAAUAAGUUAAUAGAUAUUUUUAAUAGUUCAUAAAAAUAAUUAAUCAUUUCUUACAAUGAAUACGAUAAUAAAAAUAUCAUCGCACUUCAUUAUAUUGUCGAUUAUAUUAUUUUAUUUAAUGUUCCUCAAAUUGUUUCCUUUGAAUAUAGAGAUCAAUAACGCAUACCAAAAUAUAUCUAUCUGUAUUACUGAAUACUGGUUGAACUAUCUCGGUUUGAUCUUAUUUAGAACAAAAGCAAACAAAAAAAAAAGAAAAAGGAACUUAUACUAUUAUCAUUGAAGAAAAUAAGAUUAUCUUCAUAACAUCGUCGAGUUUUGUAAUUUAGUCGGCUAUCGUACAAUCUCUCGAAAUAUAUCAAAUAUGUUAAAUGGGUACAGUCACCGCCCUCUAAGAAGUAUCCUCAUAUAAUUCUUUACAAACUUCGCCAUCCAUUUUCUACGUAUUUCCUUUUCGUUCGAUAAUAUCGUUCUAUUAAAAAAUUAGAAUGGGGGAAUCGAAACCAGUUUUCCUGCACGAGUGGUCCUGGAAUUUACGUCCACCGAGAUCGUAGACAAGUUUCGAGACAGAAAGAUAGAGAGAGAGAGAGAGAGAGAGAGAGAGAGAGAGAGAGAGAGAGAGAGAGAGAAAGAGAGCUCGAUAGUGUGCCAUGGAUAUUCCGGAAAUUCCUUUGACCCUCGAAUCUUGCCUUAUCUUCUAGAAUAUCUCAUUGGAGAAUUCGAACGUCGAAUACCUCGAACGAUCAUAGCCGACACGAUAAUUUUAAACAAUUAUAGCUCGUUGACUCGCAAAGUUUGUUGAGAGCCGAAACACAGCAGGUGAUUGUAUAUAUAUUUAUAUAUAUACGUGUGUGUGUGUACGUUUAUGUUUGUAGUGACUAGCGAGAGCGUUAUACAGUGAGUCAUAGUAUUAUCGACUCAUUUUAUCACGAGUCCCUCUCGCAGUUAAUACUUUCCCGUUGCUUUUAAAAUUCGCUCUGUCAUUUCGUUUUGAUUACAAACUUUUUAUCGAUCAAACUAGGAUCGAGAUAUCACUGUCGACAGUUUACAUCUACAUCGAGACGCGAUCGAGAUCGUUAGUACGAUUUAUCUUCGAUGAAAUUGAAAAUCUAAACUUUGUGCUUUAAGAAAUAAAGAAAAAAAAGAGAGCAAAAGAGAGAGAGAGAGAGAGAGAGAGAGAGAGAGAGAGAGAGAGAGAGAGAGAGAGAAAGGGAAUUCGAAGCUCGUUCUGGUCAAAAGAUUUUUCUCCGCCAUCGAAGAUGAACAAACGCGAAGGUAUUUUGAACGAAGAACAGGAAGGAAGGAAAGAAGAAAGGAAGGAAGGAAGGAAGGAAGGAAGGAAGAUGAUCGUGUUGUCUCAUGAAAGACUCUUCUAGAGAAAAUCUAUAAAAUAACACGCGGCCUGAAACUGAAAGCGUGACUUAUGAACGCCAACCGAGAUAAAGGAUCUUGAUACGAAUUCGUUGGAGCUUGACUUUUACGUACUCAUGUCAGAACUCAAAUUAUCUCGGAACAGAUGUUAAAGAGGAAAACCACGAGAACAGAAAGUAAUCUACCGUCGAUAUUUAUUCAAGUUACACACGCAUAAGCGUAGUCCCAACUUUCGGUCGUGGCAAGUCCGGAACUACAAGUGGAUAAUGAAAGUGUGCGUGCCCGUCGGAGUAUAUCAUUCUUAUCCCACGCAAAAGCUCUAAUGUGACGGUUCAACCCACCCACGUAAAGACAUCGACAACAUUUACGACGAAGGUUUGGAACCUUGGACGGCUGGUAUCAAGAGCGACACAUUGAUGCACCGACUAUCGAUUCGUGGCAGCACCAACGGUGAGGAGACAGCGACCCGCUGGCAAGGAAAUUUCGAUAGACAAUCCAUCUCGAAAGAAGUGAAACUAGCGUUCGGCUAGAAGGACGUUUCCAGAUUACUCAGAUCGAGUAAAUCCUCAGGAUGGAGCUGACAACGGCGAGGUUGUUACUCUACUUGAUGCUGACAAUGGUGGCCAUGUGCCGAGGACAAGAUGUCGCGCAAGACUGGAUGCAAUGCACUGCGUCGUCGUGUAAAUGCAAAUGGGUGUCCGGUAAGAAAACGGCUGAGUGCAUGAGGCAGAAUCUAACGCAAGUACCGCAAAACUUGUCGUCGGAGAUCCAGAGUCUAGAUCUCACUGGGAAUCGAAUACCCCACUUGAUCGAAGACAUCUUCAAACUGAACAAUCUCGUGAAUCUUCACAAAUUGGUACUACGCGAGUGUGGCAUCGAGACGGUGCAUCCAAAGUCGUUCAGAGCACUGAAGAUCAUAAUCGAGAUCGAUCUCUCAGCUAACAACAUUAGAACGCUCCAUCCAGGUACUUUUGUUGAGACCCUACGACUCAGAGUGCUGCUCUUGAAUCAGAACAAACUGAGGGCCCUGGAAGAUGGUUUGUUCUUCAACUUGACCUUCUUGCAAAAGGUUGAGGUAUCCGAUAAUAGAUUGGAAAGAAUCGAGGAAAAGACAUUUCGCAAUUUACCUGGUCUCCAGUCCCUCACUUUAGACGGCAAUAAUCUGAGCGUACUCAAGCUUCACAGUUUCGAGAAUCUACCGAAGUUGAACAGUCUCGAGCUUCAGAAUAAUCCUUGGAACUGUAACUGCCGACUCAAGAGAUUUCGCGAUUGGACGAUAGAGCGGAAAUUGUACACGAAGCCUAACACUUGCCAACAACCAGCCAAUCUUGCUGGGAAGAUGUGGGACGAGGUCAGCAGCGACGACUUUGCUUGUCGUCCGGAAAUCUUUGCGAUAGGACCAGUGGGAAAACUUGAGAUCGGCCAAGGAGAUGCGAAACUCUGGUGCAGAGCCACGGGCAUUCCUCGACCUCAGCUCGUCUGGGUGCAUCGGUCGAAAGUACUGAACAAUCAAAGCAGACGACAUAAUGGAGAACGCGGCUAUAUUAUCGAAUCUAGCAACGAUUGGUUGAAUUUAACUAUCCCUGAUGUUGGUCCAUCCGACAAAGGUGAUUAUGUUUGCCUUGCGAAGAAUCCAGGUGGUAGCGUAGAGAAGAACGUAACUCUGAGCAUCGUGGGCGACCCCAUCAGUGGCAGGGACAGUACGAUUAGCCUACCUUUGGCUAUAGGACUGGGUAUUGCUGCCCUUCUACUUCUCUUCGUCACGGUGACGCUCUGUGCUUGCUACUGUCGGCGUCGUCGAGAUCACCAUGACGAGAAAGGCUUGGAAGCAGUGUCUCUGGAACAUCAUGGUCUUGGAGAACAAGAGAAGUCUCUAAUCACGACCAUAAACACCAGCUCGGUUAAAACAGUCAGGCGAUACGAGGCACCCUCCGUGACGUCGCACGGCACCGAAAUGACGGAGCUGAAUCGAACCCUUCUCGACAACGACUCGGUCUUCGCUGACGGUGUGGUCGGUAGCGGCGUGAUCGGCAACGUGGUCGGCGGAGGAUUGGACGAGGAAAGAGAGGAGGGUCCGAGGACAACAGAAUUCGAUAACGGUGGUGCCGGUGGAACUUUGAGCCGUGUCGGAAGUGGUACUUAUCGACAGUAUCCACCAGACCUGUUGGCCUUCUCCGGUGGUCGUGGCGCCUCGCCGACCAGUCAGGCUUCUACAGCACCGGACAACACUCGUCUUCCUAGUCAGCAACAUCAGCAACAUCAGCCGCAGCAACAGCAACAACAACAGCAGCAUCAACAACGACAGCAUUCGACCUCGAGUCCGACGUCUUUGAGCUAUAACUCGCCACCCGGACAAUAUCCUGCGACUUUCAAGACUCUCCCUCAUAAUCGAAGCGUCACACCGUACGGUCUCGCGGGAUCCGCAGUAGCACCAGUGAUGCCUCGUCACGGAUACGUCACCAUUCCAAGGAGACCUCGAGCUCCCAGCUGGAGCAGUGGCCCACCGACUUCGCCCACGGAUGCAUUAGAACCCGUCUAUGAUAAUUUAGGCCUACGCACCACAGCAGACGGCAGCUCUGUGCUUUCCCUAAAUAAAAGUCCGGAAACCGGAUCUUCGGUCAGAGGAAGGCAGAUUCCUGGUACACCGACCUCCCACUAUGCGACCAUGCAACGAAGCACUCCCAACAUAUUAGCCGGUAGUUCGAACGCACUCGGUACCCUCGAUAGAUCGGCACCCGAGGGUGCUCCCGAGGCCAUCUCUGAUUGGUCCAUUAAAUUGGCCGAUGAUACUCUCGAUAUCAGCUCCAGAUCCCUCGGAUUGCAACAACAAGGUAACAACACGUUAGGUAGGAAGAUUCCACCUAGGCCACCUCCCAAACCCAAAAAGAAAUCGACCAACGGACCUCUCUACGAAGACGAGGAUGAGGACGGCACGGAAGUAUGAUCCUACGAAUAUAAUGGACGAUGAGGACGUCGGGUCUUCCUACUUCUUCGUUCCCGUCACUACUACGUCGAGCCAUACUACUCUAUUGAGUCGCCGGCGAACUCGGGAAAGAAACCAAUAGUGCCUUCAUUCGAAGAUUUCGAUGAUUCUUCUUCCGACGUGAACACAAGUCGACGCGGUUCUUCUUUCGAACAAAGAGACGAUGCCACGACAUGACGAUGACGAGAGGACGACGAUUCGUCGUUUUAUCAAACGUCGAGCUGAUGAGGGAUGAAGACAUACGGACUAUAAUUCGCAUAGGAUGCGAUUUAUCGCUCUUUCUCUCGAUACGCGUUUUCUUUUUCCCCCAUUUUCUCUCCUUCUUUCUUCUUUUUCUUUUUUUUUUCUUUCUUUCCCCAUUUAAAUCUUUUCGUUCCUUUCAUUUCCUCUUUCGCUUUUCAUCGGCUCGUCCGACAAGCAAGAUUAGAACGAUUUCACGAUUUAUGUCGCGAGAUAUUGCUUCGCGAAAAAUCUUAUGCGAUAUUAAAGAUUUCGUAGAAUGUUAUUAAUUGAGAGGCAAUGAGACAAGUAAGAAUUAUUAGAAAAACGUAACUUUCUUUCUAAGCUAACCUGAAUUAUUGUUAUUUAAUCCGAUAAAUCGAGCUUAUCCUCGGUUGGUUAAAGAUUAUAUCUAUUCGUUAAGAUAGAGGAGAACUUUUCCAAUAUCCACGACGAUCUUCUUCUAUCUACCGCGGUUUCUCAAUUUCCGAGGAAUCAAGCUGAGCAACGCGUCGUCGAUUUUCUCUGGUCGCUCCAAACGACUCAAGUCACACAUUCUUUAAUGUCGUUCAAUGUCCAUGUGAAACUCUGUUUCGUGAUCGACCAAGCAAGCAUUCGUGGUUUACGGUUGUCCGGCUAUAGAAGCUUUUUGCGUUGAUGAAAGGUGUUAAGCUUAUUUGACAAGAUUGAGUAAGCUACUUCGAAUGUCGUAUCCAUUGGGGCGCUUUAUAUAAUUAUUUCCAACAUUUUAUCGGUGUUUUAGAUUACGGAUGAAAAUAAAAUGAAGGAAGUAUAUCGUUUCGUGGAAAAAAACUUUGAACAUUUUUUAAUGCCACGGGCAAAGUCUCUAGGGGGAUAAGAUUGUAAAAAAAAAAAAAAAAAAAAAAAAACAGAAAAAAACAAAAAAAGGAAAAAGAA
Vespula vulgaris is the source of this 6920-nucleotide messenger RNA. RefSeq lists its product as uncharacterized. The record is from RefSeq and is a predicted model, not a curated record. The coding region runs from base 3372 to 5744 and encodes 790 amino acids. Lineage: Eukaryota; Metazoa; Arthropoda; Insecta; Hymenoptera; Vespidae. The transcript is spliced from 13 exons. Gene Ontology annotation, molecular function: protein binding.